AUGUCUUUUAUUGCUUCCUUAUUCCAAAGAAACUCUAUCUACGUCGCAACCAUUUUCGGAGGUGCUUUCGCCUUCCAAGGUUUCUUUGACGUUGCCGUUACCAAGUGGUACGAAAACCAUAACAAGGGUAAGUUGUGGCACGACGUUAAGGGUAAGUUCCUCGAUGGUGGAGAUGAAGAUGAAGAUGACGAAUAG
Messenger RNA from Dujonia railenensis, 195 nucleotides. NCBI's taxonomy places the organism in Eukaryota, Fungi, Ascomycota, Pichiomycetes, Serinales, Debaryomycetaceae. The record is from the annotation of a GenBank genome assembly.